This is a messenger RNA of Spirometra erinaceieuropaei, 1944 nucleotides long. The record is from the annotation of a GenBank genome assembly. Lineage: Eukaryota; Metazoa; Platyhelminthes; Cestoda; Diphyllobothriidea; Diphyllobothriidae.
AUGCCUGCCUUGUCUGCCGCGGAGCAUAAACGAUCGCUUGAUGAUCCUCCACCUGCCACUCCCGGAAGGCAAAUUUGCCACAAUCGUCCGCGUCUACGCUCCCCCACCCCGAUAAUCGAUCCUGACGAGGCGAGGAACAAAUUCUAUAGGGACCUGCACGCUCUCCUGGCCUCUGGGUUGAAGGCGGAUAAGCUGACUGUCCUUGGUGACUUCAACAUCCCCACAGGCACAGACCAUGUUGCCUGCAGAGGAGUGCUGUGUUCCCAUGGUCUCGACGGCUCCAAUAACAAUGGCCUCCUCCUUCUACGAACCUACGGCGAACACCGACUCAUCCACACGAGCACAUUCUUCCGCCUCCCGAUGCGAGAGAAGGCCACCCACAUGCACCCUCGGUCGCGACACUGGCACCUGCUGGACCAUGUCAUUGUCCGGAUGCGAGACUGGUGGGACGUGCUGGUGACAAAGGCGAUCCCGGAUGCCGACGGGUGGACCAACCGUCGUCUCGUCAUCUCCAAGAUGCGGAUUCGUCUACAGCUUCGCAGGAGACCUCAAAGUAAGCGACCCUCAGGUAAGCUGAAUAUUGCCUUGUUGUCGCUGCUUGCUCACCAUCUCCAUUUUAACGAUGAGCUAGUUCAACGACUAGACAACCAUCCAGUCGCUGCCGCCGUUGCCGCCGUCGCUGCCGCUGACGAGAACACCUCCGUGGAGAACCGAUGGUGUCAACUGCGCGACACAGUCCAGUCGACGGCCCUGGUUGUCCUCGGUCACGCACGACGAAAACAUCAGGACUGGUUCAGUAGCAACGGCGCAGCCAUCGGCAACCUGCUCGCCGAGAAGAAGCGCCUGCACAAAGCCUACUUCGACGACAAUAAAGCAGCCUUCUACCGUAUUCGCCGCCUUGUGCAACAGCGGCUGCGCGAGGUGCAGGACGCCUGGACGACUCGCAAAACCGAGGAGAUCCAAGGGUACGCGGACCGCAACAAAUGGAAGGACUCCUUCGCUGCGACCAAAGCUGUCUACGGUUCGUCAACUAAAGCAACCGAACCUCUUCUCAGCGCCGACGGCAGUACGCUACUCACAGAGAAGACACGAAUUCUUCAGCGAUGGGCCGAGCACUUCCGAGGCGUCCUCAGCCGCUCCUCCACCAUCUCCGACACCGCCAUCCUCCAUCUGCCGCAAGUGGAAACCAACGUCGACCUCGGCCUCCCGCCCUCUCUAAACGAAACCAUCAGGGCCGCGCACACCAGUUUUAUGUUCUCUGGCAUGCUGAUGGACGCCUACCGUGACGAACGCCCUGGGAUCCGCAUCGUUUACGGGAUGGACGGCCUCUACCUCAAUCAGUGGCGGAUGCUAUUCCCGUCGCGUGCAUCCACGACCACCAUCCACCAACUUCUUUUCGUCAACGACUGCGCCUUCGACGCCACCUCAGGAGAGAACAUGCAAAAGAGCAUGGACAACUUUGCCGCCGUCUGCGACAAAUUUGGCCUGGUCAUCAACACAGGGAAAACGGUGGUCACGCAGCAACCGACACCCCAUGCUGCCUACGUUGCACCCCGAAGCAGCGUGAACGACCCCCAACUGCAAGUCGUGGACAACUUCACCUACCUGUGCAGCGCCCUCUCGCGCUCCAUCAAGAUCGACGAUGAAAUAGCCUGCCGGAUCUCCAAAGCCAGCCAAGUCUUCGAUUGUCUGCAAAACACCGUCUGGAACCGUCACAGUCUCCAUCUCAAUACCAAACUAAAGAUGUAUAAGGCGGUCAUCCUGCCGACGCUGCUGUAUGGAGCGAAGACCUGGAUGGCGUACAAGAAACAAGCGCGAAGACUCAGUUCUUUCCACCGCAGUUGUCUUCGACGGAUACUGAAGGUAACAUGGCAAGACGGAAUCUCGGACACGGAUGUAAUGGAGCGGACGAGAAUCCUCAGCAUCUACGCUAUGUUGAGAUAA